Messenger RNA from Strongylocentrotus purpuratus (purple sea urchin), 2923 nucleotides. RefSeq lists its product as uncharacterized. Gene Ontology annotation, biological process: regulation of transcription by RNA polymerase II. Lineage: Eukaryota; Metazoa; Echinodermata; Echinoidea; Camarodonta; Strongylocentrotidae. The transcript has 2 exons. The coding region runs from base 542 to 1666 and encodes 374 amino acids. Gene Ontology annotation, cellular component: nucleus. The record is from RefSeq and is a predicted model, not a curated record.
AGGUACACUGUAAAAAUUUGCUGUAACUCAUGCAGUAAAAUACUGUGAUUUACAACAGUAAUAUGUUGUAAUAACGAUUUUACGAUAAUUAACUGUAUAAGUACGUUGCUGUACAGUAUAUUGCUGUAAACAUCAGUGUCGUAGAGCAUGGGAACAAAUAUCUACAGUAAGCUAGUGUAAAGGAGCGUGCAAAAAGCAUUGUGGGAUACAGCGCACAUGCGCAUUAGGCGGAUCGGCUGCAUAUGCGCGUAUGCGUUGCACGUGAUUGGCUCCCGCGCUAGCCCGGCCGCCACGCCGCGCCGCCAUUUUUAAUUUUCUGCAAAGAUUUGAGCUGAGAUAUAUAGCUGAGCUGGCCGGCCUGAUCCUGAGCAACGAAUCUGAAUCUGUUCUGUUCCUGGUCCUGAUCCUCGAGCUGGGAUAUUGAUGACCAAUAAGUCAAUUCCAAGGGGAUCCGAGUAUGCCAUGGAUUACUGCUGAAGUCACACAGUGUGCAUGCUGAAACACUAAUCAGACGGAUGCUCUACAUGGACAUCAUAUACCCAUGUACGUUUGUAAGCUAUGUAAUCAUUCUUCUGGAUCAUUGAAGCGGUUUUCUGAACACUUUUCAGUCCAUAGAAAUGUGGUGAAUUUCGAUUUCCCGUGUGGUGUUCCUGGCUGCAAUCGAACAUUCAGAAAUUAUUCAUCCUUCAAAACCCAUGUGCAUAGGGAUCAUCAACCAUUUUCAAGAAAAAAAGAUGCCCAGUUUUUCUGCGUUUCUACCUGGAAUUGUCCACUCUGUGCUGUAAAAUGUGAGGAAAUCCAUGACAUACUUUCUCAUCUUAGAGUUCAUAUCAAACACGGAGUUGAAAUACGCUGUCCUUUUGCCAAUUGCAAAAAACGUUUUUCAGUGAGGUCGUCUUUUGCGUCACAUAUAUCAAGAGUUCACAAUAAGUUAGACCAGAUUCAGUUAGACUCAACUUCAAGUGAAACUGGUACUGUGUUAACUGAAUCCGCCCAAGAAAAUAAUCAGGAGUUUCCUGGAAGACUGCACUCAAGUGACGAGGAAAGUGUGACAGAUGAUGAAGUAGAUGUAUCCGCUGACUCAUUCAAACACAGCUUAUCCUUGUUUUAUCUGAAGUUGGAGGCAAAAUUACUACUGCCCAACUCUACAAUUCAGGAAAUAAUUGACACAGUUCAGGAUAUUCAUGCAUUAAGCCAACAAAAUUUGAUACCAAAAUUAAAAAAGAAACUUGAAGGAAUAGGAAUUACCGAUGAUGAGGUUACCAACGUUUUAACUUUAUUUAAAUCUGAGGAUUUGUUCAGUGCUUCAAAUUGUAAAGAAUUUCGAUCAGAGUCUACAAGAAAAUCACAUUUUAAAGCAGUUUUUGAUUAUGUUUCCCCAACUGAGAUAUAUUUAGGAGAAGAUCAGUUUGGCAAACAGCGAUUUUGCCAAUACAUUAAAAUUCAAGACACACUAAGAGCAUUAUUCAAGCAGAACUCAUUUAUCAAAGAUUACAAAGAGACUCAUAAAGCUCAACCUGCUUUACAAAGGACCAUUCUACGUGAUGUUUAUGAUGGCAGAGCAUUCCCAAAAGAUGAGCCUUUGCAUAAAAACUCAGCAGUAACACUCAUAUUGUACCAAGAUUCUUUCGAAGUAGUCUGUACAUGCAAUACACCUUUAUUUUAAUAAAUUUAAUAAGUCAUGAAAUAAAUGAAUUUGCCAAAUAUUAGGCCUAUAUUUAAGUAACCUAUAUUUUAUUUCGACAUAUUUCAAGUUAUAUAAUAAUAUAUUUUUUUUAAGUAACUUAUAUUUUAUUACGAUAUAUGUUACGUUAUAUGGUAAUAUGUUUUUUUAUCAUAUUUAAUACGUAGCAAUAUUGUAGCUAAACGAAUUUCAUAAUUUUAUGUUUUCAUUUUACAUGUACACAAAUUGAUCAUAUUUUCUAUUUUCUUUGUUCAUUGUGCACAUUGGUAAUUCUAUUUCAUUAAUUUCUGUAUAUCAUGUAUAUUUUCUUAUUGUCAAGUAUGUUUUACGGUUUUUGUUAUUUUGCACAGCCCCUUUGUAAACCAGCCGAGUAGCUGAAUAGGGCUUUUACCGUCAAUAAAUCAAUCAAUCAAUCAAUUGAAUGACAGCUCAUGAAGUUGAAACAAGUUUCUGUGCAGAAUUGGCAUGUAAAUGAGACAAAAAUACAGAAGAAUAUGAAACACGUAUUAAAGAUUACAAGUUUAAUAUAACAGAGCAACUCAAAUUAAAUGGGGUAUUAGUUCAAAAGAUAAAUUAAACAAAAAUAAAGUGAGUAAUGUCUUUUGGAGAGAUUCUACCAGGUAUAGAGAGUUUUCCUUGAUUCUGCCAGGUAUAUGGAGACUUUUCAUUGAUUGUAUUCUGAUAGUAGUUGUCGUUUAAUAGUGGCUUUAAAGGAAGAUAAAAGUGUAUAAAAUAUGUCUUGUUUACAAUUGAAGAUAAUUCUUUACAAUAGUUUUUUACAAUUCAGAAUUUUAAAGUGAACAUAUUGUUGUCUGUUCGACAAAUAAUUUUUGACCCAAGAAAGUGCAGUGCCCCUAAGCCAUACGUUGUGAUUUAGCAUAUCAAUGCCUUAAAGCCGCUAUGUCUGCACAAUUGCAUGUGUUAUUCUGUCGUAUAAUUAAAUUAAUGCUAGGUCGGGUGAAUGAUUUUUUUUAAAGCCAUAUUGGUUGGGAUUAAGCAAGUUAUGUGUAUUUCAGAAUUGGUAUAAUCUAAACAAUUUUUUCAAGAAUUUUUGAGAUACUGGAAGGAUGACUAUGGGUCUGUAGAUUCUUGAGUACUUGAACUUUUGCAGUUUUUAGUGGUUUUACUUGUUUUAAUGUUUUACUUGAUAGUUUCUUUGCAAGCAUUUUCAUAAUGUUACACUAUUUGAGAAACUUGUUUUAUGGAGCGUUGAUUACCCAAUAAAGACUUUAAUAAUGA